This is a messenger RNA of Phytophthora sojae, 888 nucleotides long. Its product is annotated as serine protease trypsin-like protein. Gene Ontology annotation, biological process: proteolysis. Gene Ontology annotation, molecular function: serine-type endopeptidase activity. Lineage: Eukaryota; Oomycota; Peronosporomycetes; Peronosporales; Peronosporaceae. The transcript has a single exon. The record is from RefSeq and is a predicted model, not a curated record. Bases 1 to 888 code for a protein of 295 amino acids.
AUGAAGCUCGUGUCUGCCGUCUUCGCUGUUGCCUCAGUCGCGCUGGUCUUCGGCUCGCUGCCCACUGGUGCCCAAGAUGGAUCCAGCUAUAGCAACGUCUCAGUCAGCGACCUCAUCCCAAGCAACAUCUCGAGCGGCACCAUCGGAACGUCAUUGCAGCCCGCUAACAGCACAGUCCCGAUCGGCACCAAGACGUACGUCGCUAGUCUCCGAGUGAACGCGACCCACAACAACUUCUGCGCUGCUACGCUCAUUACCCCCAAGCAUCUCCUCACGGGCGGCGCCUGCGUUGGCGGCAACAUUCGCUACGCGUCGAUCGGCUCGCACUACAAUAACGGCACGGAAGAUGGGGAGCAGAUCAAGGUCGUGGGGAUCCUCAGCCACCCCAACAACUCCGAGAGCUCGCAAUACUCGUACGACUACGUGGUGCUGGAGCUGCAGAAGCCCAGCUCCUUCAAGCCCAUCGCACUCGGUGCGGCGGACGGAUCGGACAUCAAGGUGGGCGAGACGGUGACCAAGCUGGGCUGGUACAACACUGGAGGGGCGGACCAGCACGCCCACGAACUGCAGCGUGCGGACGUGCAGCUCAUUAGCAACGAAGAAUGCUCCAAGCAGACGUUCGUGGACGACACCUUGAUGUGUUCACGUGCCGUGGGCAAUGAGCCCUCGUGUACGGGGGACUACGGCGGUCCCCUCAUCGUGGAGCGUCCUGAAGGCGACGUUUUGGUUGGCUCGGUUAGCUGGGGCGCUGACUGCAAGAAGGCCGGAUACCCUAGCUACUACUCGCGUCUUCCAGUCGGCCUUGACUGGAUUCAGUCGAUCGUGAAGGGCGAGUGCUACCAUAGAGAGAUUGUUGCGGAUCGGCUCGCAACUCCUUACUCUCUUUAG